ACCAAACACACACACACACUAAAGAUUAGUUUUGUUUUUGGCUACCACAUUUAUUAAUGUAAUUUUUUAAUGAUUUUUCAAUGUUAUAAGAUUCAUAAUGGUUGUAUAGUUAUGAGCUUAAAGAAUAAACAUAGUAGUCAAAUGAUCCUUUCAACAAUUAUACGGUGAGUUGAUGUUUUCGUAAUGAUGUCAAAAUAAAGCCAAAUCAGUUAUUACAAGUUUAAAAUCAUACAUAGAGAACAUUAUGUAUCAAAAUUACCCUUAAGAUUUUUCAUGCAAUUGCUUGGGAUUGUACUUUGUUUUGCACUCAAGAUUCAUACUGUUUCUAGCAUAUACUAAGUAAUAAUUUAGCAUCUUACAUUGCAGGGUCAGGUGCUCAUGUCAGUAGGUCACUGAAGGCUUAAGCGGGAAAGGAAUAAGAAGAUACUGGACGGCAUUGUGUCCAGGUACAGGAAUGAUGGCGUCCCCCCACCAAAAGUGCUGUACACUGACAGAGAUUGCUGUGGCCGGCAGUGUGUAAGGAAGUACUUCGAUGCCUGGCCAUUCCUUCAUGUGAAACUUGGCAUAUGGCACUUCAUUCGAUGGUUUCCAAACGAAUGCACCACAGACAAACAUCAACUCUACUGACUCUUCAUGGCAAGGCUUAGUCCUUGCAUCUUUAAGAUUGAUGAAGACGACUAUGCUCGUCUGAUGAGGGCCAAGAGACAAGAACUUCUACUUCAGGGUGUUCCAAAUCCAUCCAAUAAUGACAUUAUUAAACAUAUCUCCCCGUAUGAAAUGAAUCGCCACUGCAAGCGUGCAACAAGAGGCACAAAAGAAACAACAAAACACAUCACAGACUUGAUUGCAUCAUUGGAAGGUGAAAGAGGUAAAUUUAUCAUUUUUUAUUUUAUGUGAUACAUUUAAUAUCCACAGGUCUUUAUAAUAAUGGUAGUCACUGUCCACGACAACUAAAUAAGUAUGUCGGACAGGUAGAGUGUAACAUUUCUUUGUCCAGUGGGACAAAUGAAAUUCUCAAGGCCAUUGAAUUUUAAAGAGGUUUUGUUGAUAGAUACAAUUCUUCAUUUAAUUAAGAUUUUAUGAAAAACCAUGUUGCACUAUCACUAGUCACUUUUUUCACCUGUGUAACAUAGUGGCACUUAUAGUUAAUUAAUUAUACAUGUUUUAAUUAUCUUAUUCGAUUUAUUUGAUUAUCAACUUUUAAUUAGUUUUAUUUGCAAACUUCAUUACUCAAUCAUAUGUCGAUAUUAUAUACAUUUCUUUGGAAUGUUGUCUCAUAAAAUUUGAAAGUUUAACUACAUAUACAUUACUGGCAGUGAAACAAAACCGUGUUAUUUGCCUACCAGCUGACAGAUGUUGUUUACUUCGAUUAUGAUAUUUCAAUAUUUAAGUACAGUUCGUCAAAUUAGACGUUAAAAUGACAAUUAAAUAUAAACCAUUUUAAUUGUUGUGAUGAGUGUUUAUCAAUAUAACAUUUGACCAAAAGUCAAAUUUGAAUAUGUAAACGUGCUUUUGAUUGGUUAUAGGGCGUAACAAAAGUUUGUUACACUAAAAGUGAUUGGCUACUUUGGUAUGUCAUUUAGCUGUCAUAAGCACGUGCAAAGUCAUUAUAAAAAGCAUUGCAUUGUUUUAACAGUGUUGAGUCUCUCGUAGUUCUGUUCUUGAAUUACUUAACUUAUGUUAAGGACAUUAAUUGAAUAAAUCACUAUACGAUCGUUUUCGUUUGUUAAUUAUUUUAAGAAUAACGUUACAUUAACUUAAAUAUUUUUGGUGCCGUGACCAGGAUCAAACCUCGGUUGGAGAAAAACUUUGACAGCACCCAUACUAAAGGUUGGUUUAUUUUCUUAGCAUUUUCUUAUUUACUUCAUUUAGCCAACUUUACUUUUAAAUUAGUAAUAAUUUAACUUGUUUUAUUUUACUUUUGAAAUUAAAAUUUUGAAAUAAAAAUGGCUGAAGCUGAGGAAGAUUUUCGUGAGGUUUUGAGGUUAUUAUCUGUCGAGAUGGGAUAUGUCUCUACAGCUUUCGUGGCACAGGGUAUUUCCCAAGUGGUAAGUAACUUUGAUGGCAGCCCAACAAACUACAGAGACUGGGUCAAAUCCAUUGAAAAAUACAGUAAGCUGGUAAACUUACCAGAUAACAAGAAAAAGCUUAUAGCGUAUCAAACAAGUAAAGGGGCUGUAUCAGGUUACAUUCAACGAUAUAUGACUGCCAAUCCUGACCACACUUGGGGACAAUUAAAGGAAGAAUUAGCUUUAAGAUUUUCAGACGUAACUGAUUCACAUCAUGCAAUGUCCUUGCCUAGGGGUCUUAAGCAAGGUCAUUACGAGAAUAUUCAAGUUUAUGCAGAAAAAUUGUUAUCAUUAGCAGAAAUUGCUUUUCAUGACCAGGGAGGGCCAAUAGUUGAGGGUCAAUUAAUAGACAUUUUUGUAGAUGGUCUGAAUAAUGAAGGGUUAAAAAUGACUAUAAUGAGAAGGGGUCCAGAUACUUUACAGGCGGCAAUUAGCUUGGCUACAACUGAGCAGAACUUGAAACAGAGAGUGAAUUUAGCAACUGGGUCUAAAAAACAUUAUGUUAACAAUGAUGUACCUCAGCCAAUGGAGGUAGACCAUUCCAGGACACUUAAGUGUUAUAAAUGUAAAAAGUUUGGCCAUAUGGCGAAACACUGCAAAUCAAUUCAUGAGGUUCAAAGAAAAAUAAAAUGUUGGCAUUGUGGACAAGAGGGGCAUAUUAUUAGAUUUUGUAAAAAUUAUGAUAAAGAUAAGAAACCAAACAUGGGUCAUGGUAGGAGACUGAAUGAUGAUUUAAACUAACAAGUUCUUCACAUGUUGAAGCCCAUGUGGAGAACAGUAAUGAUAACGAAUCAGAAAUUAAAACUUUUCACAUAAAUUUAACUGGUAAUCCAAAUUCAUGUUUAGUAAAGAUAUUAGGUCAUAAAUAUAGAACACUUGUUGAUACAGGAGCAGAAGUAUCCUUUGAUGCACAGAAGAGUUUAUGAUUCUUUAAAAACCAAACCAAAACUUAAACGUCAUAAUGUACAUCUCCAGAGUGCUGGUGGGGAUUCUUUAGAAAUUGAUGGGUCUAUCAAUAUAACUGUACAGAUCGGUGGUACCGAAAUGUCGCAAAUGUUCUAUGUUGUGCGAAAUCUUAAUAGAAAUUUAAUUUUAGGGACUGACUGGAGUUAGAAUAUAUUUUGAUUUAGGUAAUGACAAUUUUAUGUCAUCAGAUGAUGCCAUGUCAGUAAAUGAGAUGAAAUUAUCUAAAAACUUGAUUACUGUCAAGUUGAAAAGAAAACAAAAGAAAGUGAAUAAAGGUGGUUCAGAUCUCAAAAUGAAGAGAUUCUUUAAAGCACUUUCAGAUUUGUUUUAGGCUUCAAAUAUUUAGGAACAUUUAUUUUUAAGUUAUUACUUAAAGUUCCUCUUUCUUUUUAAUAUUUUUCAGGAUUUUUGUAACUUUACGUUGCAACAUGGAUUUAAAAAGCAUUUUGUUCAUUACAAUGAUUAGCCAUACCUUUGCUUUAAAGAUAAGCGAAAAUGUUGUAUUUGAUAAAGUAAAUGAAAUUUCAACCAGUAAUUCAAAAUGGUUGGUCACAUUUGUGCAUAUGAAAAGUUCCUACAUAAAAUAAACAACGAUUUAAAUAAUACGAAUGAAAUAUUAAAGGUAAUAACAAAUUAUUACCGUAAGACAAAUAACACAGGGUAUUCAUAUACUAAAUAUGACAGUUUACAUAAAGAAGUAGAUAUGAUAAAUGAAACAUUACUUGACAUCAAAAAUAAUUUUGAGGAUUAUAGAUCCAUAAGAUCAGAAAGUAGUCUAUCGAAACGUUCAUUAAUACCAGUUAUAGGUCAAAUAUCUUCCCUUUUGUUUGGAACAGUUUCAGAAAAAGACUUACAACAUAUAGAUAGAAAUAUACAAAUUCUUGCAGAAAAUCAAGAAAAAUUAAUUCAUGAUUUAGAACAAAGUAUUACUUUAUUAAAUUUGUCAAGGGUUCAGAUAUCAAAAAAUCCUAGAGCUAUAAUGGAUAUAAUCAUAUCCGUUCAAAAAUUAGAUAAAGCAAUUUAAAAUGUGAAGGAACAGUUUUCUAAAAGAAUUGCAAAUUUAGAACAGUUUUUAAAUACAUACUUUCAGUUCAAAUUGAUAAUUGAUGAAAUAAAACAAGCAAGUCAAGAUGCACUUUUGUAUCUCAGGAAUUUAAGGAAUGAAUUAGACAUUUUAUCUAUGAAUAAAUUAACACCAAGUACUAUUUCUCCAAAGGACUUGAAAAACUUAUUGUUAAAAAUAAAAGAACAAAUACCUAAAACAAUGAAGUUACCUGCAAACCCAAAGACAAAUAUUUGGUAUUUUUAUCACACUUUAAAUUGUAAUGUAUACCUUGAUGGUGAUUAGAUUUUGAUUGUCUUAACUGUUCCGUUAAUAGAUGUAAGAGAAAGUUAUGAAAUUUGUAAAAUAACAAGCUUACCUUUACCCUUGGAAAUGUUACUUUAAUCAAUGGUCAGUCAUCUAAUUUAUAAGCUCAAUACAGACUAGAAACAAAUGCAUUAAUGAUUGACAAAGCAAGAACAAAACACGUACUGUUAACACCAAAGGAAUUUCGGUAUUGUAGUCAGAAACAUCUUAAAUUUUGUUAUAUUAAUAACGCUGUUUACCCAAUUAACCUGAGUAAAACUUGUGUCAUAGCUUUAUUUUUGGAACAAGUUGAAAAGAUACUACAGUAUUGCAAAAGUGUUGUCAGCUUAAACAUGAAAUUGCCGUAUGCAAAGUAUUUACAUUCUAGGACUUGGGUAGUUGUUUCAGACCAUUCUCUGAAAUUUACAAUUGUUUGUCAAAAUCACACAACAGUUAUCUCAAUAAUACCGCCCAUGGGUGUUAUAAGGUUAAAUCCAGGAUGUAAAGCAUCUAGUGAUUUUUUUAGUAUAACGUCCUUUGACCAGAAAAGGGUUAGUUUUCAUAAUACAGAUUCCUUAGAUUUCCUCACAUACAAAAUUCACAAUUUUUCUAAAUUACUGUUAUGGUACAACUUUUCUAGGGAAUUUCCAAACAUAACACAAAUACAGUUGCCUGAAGAACUGAGACACUUGAAAGAAAUACCUAUGCCUUCAUUUAUGUAUCAUGUACAAAAGUAUAAAAAGAUUAAUGUAAAACAAAAGUCUCUGCCCGCUUGGGUGUACUUUGUAAUUGUUUGUUGCUGCAUUAUUAUUAUAUACAUCAUACGCAAAUAUUUUUGUAAAUGUAAUGCAUGUAAAGUAAUAGAAAAUAGGUUGGCUAAAUGUUGUAAGGGAGCAAAUCCUGAGGUCGUAGGGUCAGUGUCAUCAAACAAAGAUGAGAACGUUGUUAUCGAUUCUGGAAGGCAAUUAUCUUCCACACCUGACCGAGAAGAAGCGAAUAAAGUGGCUUCGUCAUUUUCGUUGAAGACGAAAGGAUUUUGUUAUUAAAAGAAUACAAACACUUUUUUGUUGUGCACGUGUGAUCAUUUGUAAAUAUAUUCAUUUUAAGUUGAAAAGUCUACUCGGGGUGUACUCUCAAAGGGAUCCCAGAUGAGUAGUGAAGAUACUUUUAAUUAAUAAGAAAAGUCUAUCCAGGGUUAACUCUCAAAGGAAUCCCACAUGGAUAGUGAAGAUUUUGUUAGGUUUUAUUAAGACUUUAUAUAGUGCACGUGAAUUAUUCGUAAAGAAAAACAAGUUAAUGUACACAUAUAAAACAUAAAUGGAUUUACUUUCAGAAUUUGAAUAUGGAUAAUUAUCAAGACUUGAUAAAACUAGUCGCAAAUACCUGUUCCGAAGAAAAUGAUGUCAAUACGGAAGACGAGGAUGAAAAUUUCGAAUUAAAUGAAAUAGUUCAUAUCAAUCGAUGUUUGACAAAACCUAUGGAUGUAGACAUUAUGCUAACAUAUUACAAAAAUGAUAAACCGAAAAUCGUUGAAGGAACCCUAAUUAACAUUGCAGAUAACAACAACAACUACAACAACAAACGUUAGAUGACGGAACCAUUCAACACCAUCGACGGCGGCAAACCAAUUGAAUCCAAUUUAACGAGGAACAUUAAAAAUAAUUAUUGUGUGCAGUUUUCAGGACAUUGAUUAAAAUUGAAUAUUUUAUUAUAUUUAUUUUUAAUAUAGGACUUUAAAAAAAAAGUUCAAGUGCAU
This is a messenger RNA of Ruditapes philippinarum (Manila clam), 6139 nucleotides long. RefSeq lists its product as uncharacterized. Bases 1947 to 2810 code for a protein of 287 amino acids. The transcript has 2 exons. NCBI's taxonomy places the organism in Eukaryota, Metazoa, Mollusca, Bivalvia, Venerida, Veneridae. The record is from RefSeq and is a predicted model, not a curated record. Gene Ontology annotation, molecular function: nucleic acid binding; zinc ion binding.